Messenger RNA from Anoplophora glabripennis (Asian longhorned beetle), 4615 nucleotides. RefSeq names its product rho-related BTB domain-containing protein 1 (gene RhoBTB). NCBI's taxonomy places the organism in Eukaryota, Metazoa, Arthropoda, Insecta, Coleoptera, Cerambycidae. Gene Ontology annotation, molecular function: GTPase activity; GTP binding; protein binding. The coding region runs from base 13 to 2022 and encodes 669 amino acids. The transcript is spliced from 8 exons. The record is from RefSeq and is a predicted model, not a curated record. Gene Ontology annotation, biological process: small GTPase-mediated signal transduction.
ACGGUGUGAUGGAUGUCGGCGUCGUGGUCUUGGGGGAUGGAUAAUGAACAACCCCACCAGGAGUUGGUUAAGUGUGUGGUGGUGGGUGACACGGCCGUAGGCAAGACACGGCUGAUAUGCGCGCGCGCUUGCAACAAACAGGUGUCGCUGGCACAACUGCUGGCGACCCACGUGCCGACUGUAUGGGCUAUCGACCAGUAUCGCAUCUACAAGGACGUGCUGGAACGCUCCUGGGAGGUGGUGGACAGCGUCAACGUCAGCCUAAGAUUGUGGGACACCUUCGGCGACCACGAAAAAGACCGGAGGUUCGCCUAUGGACGCUCAGAUGUGGUGCUGCUAUGCUUCAGCAUCAACAACCCGGUGUCCCUGCGCAACUGCCGGCUCAUGUGGUUCCCGGAAAUCCGUCGUUUCUGUCCCAGCACGCCCGUCCUCCUGGUCGGAUGCAAGAACGACCUGCGGUACAUGUACCGCGACGAGGCCUACCUCAGCUACUUUCGCGACCGCAGCCCCUUCGUGCGCGCUACCCGGAAGAGCGACCUGGUGAUGCCCGACGAGGCCAGGGACGUGGCCAGGGAGCUGGGGCUGUACUAUUACGAGACCUCAGUACUUACCUACUACGGAGUUAACGAAGUCUUCGAGAACGCCAUCCGGGCGGCCCUCAUCGCCAGGAGGGCGCAGCGCUUCUGGAUGACCAACCUCAAGAAGGUGCAGAGGCCGCUCUUGCAGGCGCCAUUCAAGCCACCACCGCCGUUAAAACCGGAAAUUCACAUAUCGUCUAGCUCGUACACAGAACACAUGCGCAGCUUGUGGUUAACUAGGGCCCACACUGACAUCGUGCUGGUGGUGGGAUCCAUGGGAUUCCCCGCUCACCGUUUUAUUUUGGCCGCGAGCAGCAGAGCUUUCUACAGGUUGUUGACGGCCGAUCUGAUGGCGCGGAGUACGAGCGACUCCAGCAUGGUGAGCUCUCUAGGUGACUUCGCCGACGAGACGGAGUGUCUGGUGCGCGCCGAGCAGAAGACGUGCAAGAGGAGAGCGAGUUGCCAGGCGCUGCCGACGGCCCGGGAACUUGACCAUCCGGCCUUCCAGUGCAUAAGGAACGUCCAACCCGAAGGACAAACGGUGGUGACGCUUAGCAAACUAGUGACUCCCGGUGCUAUGCAGCAGUGCUUGCAGUUCGCUUACACCGGGACAGUCGAUCGCAGUGCGCUUAACUUGCGAGAAACCUGUGAAGCUGCCGAAUUUCUAGAACUGCCUCAGCUAUUAGUACUGCUUACAAAGCACCCUUUCGUGGCUCCCGACCCCCCGGACGAAAAUUACGAAAACUUUCUGAAACGGAGAUUGCAGGAUAUCUGCUUGGACCAAGCACUUUUUGCGGACGUCAUAUUCGAACUCGACGACGGUGCAUGUGCAGCUCAUAAGUCGAUGCUGGUCGCAAGGUGCGACGUUAUGAAGGCCAUGUUUAGUGGAGACUUUCGAGAAAGUCAAGCUAAAGUGAUCGAAUUUCCGGGUGUAAGGGAAUACACAUUUCAUAAAUUAUUAUGUUUCUUAUACACUGAUGAAGUACCAGCAGUAUCUGCAGCCCGUUGCGUAAACCUGCUGGAACUGGCAAAUAGGCUGUGCUUACCCAGACUUGUCAAUUUGGUAGAAAGAAGAGUUAUUGAAGAUCUCGAGCGUUUACAGGCGUCAGAAGCCAUCGAGCAAUGUUUAAGACUACUAGAACCUGUUAAACUGCACAAUGGGCAUCAACUGGCAGAUUGGUGUAUGAAUCAUCUGAGCGUAAACUACAACAAACUGUGCAGGAUGUCCCCUAGGAGUUUGCGGUUGCUGCACCCCGACAACCAGGCAUAUCUAGUGGAACAUCGUUGGCCACCUGUGUGGUAUCUCAAGGACUACGAUUAUUACCAGAAAUGUCUGGCAGAACGCGACAAAGAACUAAAACCCGCGAUAAAAACGAGUUCGGGCUGUUUAUGCUUCUCUCGUAAGUCAGAGUCCGAUCCGGCACUGUCCUCCAGCCAACUCUGACCACUACUGUGACUAAUUUCAAAAUGCAUUUAUCCAUUUCAUGUCACUAUUCAUUAUUGUCUAACAUAUAUUUAGAAUAAGUGUAAGUUAUGCAAGUGCAAGUCCAAUUUUUGCUCGGUAUAUACCAAGCAGUUUAAGCAAGAUAUUCCAAAAAGAUUACAGGGUGCUCAAUUACUAAUCGGCCAAACGUCGCCAAUAGAUUCUAGAUAAAAAUUAAGUAGGGUAGUUCAAGUAAAACUUUCCUCAGAAAAAGUUUUUCUUUCGAGAUACUUGAAGAUGGACAAAUUAAAAUUAUUUUCAGAUAUAGGUAUUUCAGAAACUCGUUAUGCAAUUUUUUUUCUAAUUUGACGAGGCGAGAACUGAUGAAAACCUCUAUUAUCAGAUACAAUUUCAUGUGCAAACCAGUAGUGCGCUAACUUUCAAUUUUUUACUGCAGUUAUCAAUUAUUAACCACCAGUGCAUUUUCAGUCUAGUUAAACAUUUUUUUAUUAAAUAAAAAACAUUGAAAACUUGAAUAUCAUUUCACAUUUAUAAAAAAGACCCUAAAAAGAAAUUUAUGCAAAACUGGUUUCUUUGUAUUUACAUGAAUCUGUAGCAUCCACGUUAGUAAUCUUCAUGUCAAUAAAAAAUAUUUCUAAGCCUUUCCAAGAUAUAUGCCUAAAAAUAAUAGUUUCAAUGUUUUCAACACCCUGUCUCUCUGAAUCUCUGAAGUAUCUUUCGACAAAAUUUGAUUUGAACUCCAAUUUUUAUCACAGAAUCUAUUUGUGACGCUUGGCCAAUUAGAAGCUGAACAUCCUGCAUAAAUAAUUUUAAAAUUCCUCUUCCCAAGAUAGAGCGAAUUAAGAAAAAUUUUCUAGUUUGCAACAAAGAAUCCAUGAAUUCAAAACUUUUUGCACCAGAUUUUCCUUAUAAAUUUCUCUAUUCCUAAAUCCCAUUUAAGUCCUAGGUAGUUUGUAAAUUUAUUGAUUCAAAAACAUUCCAGGGAUUUGAUGUGUACCAUCACAACAUUUUGCAAGUAUUUAAUACUUAAGAAAAGGGAUAUUUUGCCUUUGAUGCUUGAUAUACUUGCACGAUUUAGAUUUUAAGGAUCUUUAUAGAAAAGCUAGACUGACCUGAUAAAAACUCUUUUUAAAACUAUUCUUAUAUACUGUUUAAAAACCAUGUUCCAUCAGUAUAUAUAAGGGUCAAUUUUUGCCAAUAUAGAUAUAAGCUAUAAGAUUAAUAUCUAAAACAUUAUAAGUUCACGUUUUUAUAUUUAAAUAUAGAAAAACAACUCAUAAGAACUCAUUAGAAACGGCUUACAUUUUCGCACUUCCUAUACAUAGAAUCGUCCACUAGGUACUGCUUUUUAUUAAAAUAUAAUUAAUAAUAAACUUGAAUUUUGAAAAGAUCUCAGAGAAUAGAACUAUUAACGUAGAUACUUUUAAUAUAAAAUUACUUUUUACUUUACGUCAAUUAAUUUGGUCAAGAGUUAAGAUAUUUGCUAAUAUUUUCCAUAUUAGUGACUUUAUUCGUGAAAUGACAAAAUAUUUUAAACAAAUUUUUCUAACAUUUUGGAGUAAGUUCUAUUAUGUAUGUAGUGACUUUUAAGGCAUGUUCUUUAAAAGUUCACAGUAAAUAAUAUGUAGAGUGAAGACAGAGGAAACGAAAGUACUAUUUGAGUAUUUCUUUAUAAAAAAUACACUACUCACACACAUAAUUAUAUUUUGCUUGUGUGCUGAUUACAAUAUAUAAGGGUCCGUCUAGUUAUUCAAAUUAAUUAUUCGGUCUUAUAAAAGAACUUUCAAUUCACAUGAAUAUUGAGAUUCAGUGUUUCACUGUUUAUUUAUUCGUUUAGGACCAACUUGUUGAUGGCAUACUAGGUGCUCCCUAUUUUACUUUGCAUAUUUUUUAUUUUGUAUUGUAAAUUUGUUUGUAAUAUAUAUAGAAAUAAUAAUUAGUGUGGGAUAUACUGUUUAAAAAUUAUAUAAGAGGGUAGAUGUAGAAUAGUUUAUAUGUAUCAAAGUACCAUGUUGAGUAUAACCUACAUUAAUAUGACCAAAAGUUUGCUUUGUUGUAUAUACCUACAUAUAAGUUUAACAAUAGGAGCCUUAGAUGAAUCCAAAUACCGAUUUAUUGAAUAUCAACUUGUCAAUUUAAUCUAUGGGAAUUGCAUUUUAUUUUGCUUCAUAGAGCCAAAUUUUUAGUUUUAUUUUUUAAUAGUUUCUUUUUUAACAAAUUUUACAUUCUGAUUAUAUAAAAAGAAAAAUUAAAAUUAUCUUGUUAAUAUUUACUUUCAUCACUUACCCCGAUGACAUACUAUCUAACUGCCACUUUUAGUAUUUAGUUGAAGAAAGGUUUAGAAAUCUGAUGCAUAUUUUGUUCUGAAAUAAGUUAAAAUUUAGACUAAUCUGAUUUUCGUAUCUUCGAAUUAGAUUAAAUAUUUUGUUAAUUAGACUUCUACUUUAUACAGAAUCAAAUGUAAAGCUUUAAAUUUGUUUAAAUUUAUUAUUUAUUUAAUAGUUCACAGGGAGAUAGAAACAUUCCAAAAUACUUUUACCUACUCAACAAUCAUGUAUGUGUGCAAUAAUUUGCUAUUCUAAUAAACAUUUGU